AUUUUUCCCUUCAUUUCCAGUUGAGCUCAAACGAAGUACGCUCUGCAAUUCACCCAAAAGGGGAAAAAAACGUACUCUACAAUUUUUUCCCCUUCAAUAAUGGAUCCAAAAAAACCGGGAAGAGGGGGGAAAAAAGAAAAAAAGCUGACUUAACACUCCAAGUCAAUUUUUAUUGAUCCCAAUCGGAUCCAUCGAUUUACGCUCCUGCAAAUCACCCCUUUUUUCCCUCACUCCCUCUCUCUCUCUCUCUCUCUCUCUCUCUCUCUCUCUCUCUCUCUCUCUCUCUAACUCUCCAAGUCGCCAACCACUGAUGCUGCUGAAGCCUGAAGCAGUGAAGCUCAAUUGCUCAAACUUGGGUUGCAGGUAGAAGACCUGGAAGUUGCAGAACCAGUAGGAUAUAAGUCGUCGUUGAAAUCAGAGACUCUGGUAAUCAGCUUUCUUACUGGGCUUAGGUGUCUAUUAUGAGCUUAAAACUGCUGGAGCUGACAUAACGAGAAUCAACUUCACAAACAGCUAAUUACCAGCAUUCUAUAUCAAGUUCCUUUCACAGAUUGCCCCCAUCUCACCGCUAGUAUGGGGAUCCAGAUCAGCGGCUAGUUGUGCUUUCCAAAGUUGUUGGUUGUAGUUUCAGGACAUGAACCAAAAGAUCUUGGAUGUUGAUGCUUGUUUCAUUUCAUUAGAAAUGGAAGUUAAAGAUGCAGAGAGAAUGGUUGUAGCCAAACCAAUUGCUUCAAGACCUUGUUCCAGUUUCGGGUCCUUCUCAGAGCUCCUUGCAGGUGCCAUUAAUGCCUCACCUCCAUGUUCAUACUCUGAAAUGGUAGUGGCUGCUAUCAGACCCAAGACAGUGAGGUUCAAACCAGUGGCAAAUCAUGGAUUGGGCGGUGAGGUGGUUUCAUCUCAGGGUGAGGUUUCUGACACAGCAGUUCGUAAGUCGUCUAAUAAUGUUUCACAACAAAGCAGCAAACCUACUGUGGUAUACAAACCCUUGGCAAAGGUUGUAUCGAGGACAACUGCUUCUCUCAUGUUAAAUCAGGGAAAUGUCGGCGUCAUUCAUCAGAAAGCACUAGCACCAGGGCAGUCACAUUUUGAACAAGAAGACCAAGCAAAACGCGACUCUGAAACCCAUAUUACUUCAAGUCUUAGUCAGAAAUUAAAAUCACAAAUGGAAAUAAACCACGUAAGUGAGUUGUCAAAGAUGACAUUGCAUAACUUGGAAGAUAAUCAGAAAGGUCUACUACCCACGACUAGUGGGGAUCGACUUUCUUAUGAUGGAUAUAAUUGGAGAAAGUAUGGUCAAAAGCAAGUGAAAGGAAGUGAAUACCCUAGGAGUUACUAUAAAUGCACACACCCAAAUUGCCCUGUGAAAAAGAAGGUUGAGCGAUCAUUUGAUGGGAAGAUAGCAGAAAUUGUUUACAAUGGUGAGCACAAUCAUUCAAAGCCUCAGCCUCCUAAACGCCCCUCAUCAGGGACACAAGAGCAAGGAUUUGUUUCUGAUGAGGCUGCGCAAGAUACCAGCAAUCCCUUAUGGAAUAACACACUUAAUGAGCUUAAUGAAAGAUCUGAAGGUCAUACUGAGAAUCCGAGUGAAGUAAGCCUAUCAGUCUGUCCUAUCUAUCCUUGCAAAGGUCUAGAUUCUUAUGAUCCUGCUGCAAGUGGAGCAUUUAAUAGUGGUAUUGGGACUCCUGAUCAUUGCUGUGGCCUUAGUGGGGAUAUUGAGGAUGGAAGCAGCAGGGGAGUUGAUGCAGAUGACCCUGAACCUAAGUAUAAGCGGAGGAAAAAUGAGCAUAAAUCCAAUGAGUUGGGUGUACUAGGAGAAAGAGUAAGAGAACCUCAUGUUAUAAUGCAAAAUUCCAUGGACUCUGAGACUAUUGGUGAUGGCUUUCGUUGGAGAAAAUAUGGGCAAAAGGUUGUGAAGGGAAACCCAUACCCUAGGAGUUACUACCGAUGUACCAGUCUCAAAUGCAAUGUGCGCAAGCAUGUGGAGAGAGCAUCAGAUGAUCCUAAAGCUUUUAUCACGACAUAUGAAGGAAAGCAUAACCAUGAUAUGCCCAUGAAUAGGAAUUUGAAUCCAGUGGCCUCUGACCCAGAUUCACCAGCCCCUGCUAACAAAUUAAAAAGGAAUAAAUUAGCAGUUGGCAAUUGAGCUGCCAAACAAUAGCAGGAAAAGUUCAAGAGCACCAGAAAUAUAAUAUUUUCUCCAUUGUUGGUUUCCAACAAACUUCAUGGGGACUUGGUUGAGCUAUCGGAUGUCCACCAUGUUUUAGUUUAAUAUAAGACACUUUUCUCUGUAAAGAUUUUUUAUUUCAUGAAAGUGGUUUUAUCUGCUGCUAAUAGAUUUAUCUAAUGGGUGAAGUAGUUCUAUUUCUA
This is a messenger RNA of Macadamia integrifolia, 2367 nucleotides long. RefSeq names its product WRKY transcription factor 44-like. Gene Ontology annotation, biological process: regulation of DNA-templated transcription. The transcript is spliced from 7 exons. Lineage: Eukaryota; Viridiplantae; Streptophyta; Magnoliopsida; Proteales; Proteaceae. The record is from RefSeq and is a predicted model, not a curated record. The coding region runs from base 635 to 2143 and encodes 502 amino acids. Gene Ontology annotation, molecular function: sequence-specific DNA binding; DNA-binding transcription factor activity.